UUUGUGCAUGGUUUUCAAUAUUUCGAGAGGAGAGAUUGGAUGAUUAAUGUAUUAUUGUAAUUUUGAUUUUAAACACAGUAGAUUGUUAAACAUUAAACAAAGAUGGGGAAAAAUAGAAGAACGCGAAAAGUUGUUAUGCAAAAGUUUGCACAGAUGAAGAAGAUGAUAAACCUGAGAGAUUCAAGAAUAAAACCGGAACUUCGUAGACCAUUAAGAAAGACUAAGAAAGAAGACCCAACUCAACUUAAAAUAAGAGAAGUGCCACAACAGUCCUCUGCAUUGUUCUUUCAAUAUAACACACAAUUGGGCCCACCCUAUCAUAUAUUGAUAGACACAAAUUUUAUAAACUUCUCGGUUAAAAAUAAAUUAGACAUCAUAGAAAAUAUGAUGGAAUGUCUUUAUGCAAAAUGCAUUCCAUAUGUAACAGACUGCGUGAUCGGUGAAUUGGAAAAGCUAGGUCAAAAAUAUAAAAUAGCUUUAAGGAUUAUAAAAGAUCCUAGGUUCGAGAGAUUAAACUGCAUGCACAAAGGAACUUAUGCAGAUGAUUGUAUCGUCAAUAGGGUAACUCAACACAAAUGCUAUAUUGUGGCAACCAAUGACAAGGAUCUAAAGAGAAGGAUACGAAAAAUACCAGGUGUACCUAUAAUGUAUGUUUCUCAGCAUAGGUAUACCAUAGAAAGAAUGCCAGACGCGUAUGGAGCACCUAGGAAAUAG
Messenger RNA from Eufriesea mexicana, 714 nucleotides. It is a transcript of the gene Bka, whose product is annotated as FCF1 rRNA-processing protein Bka. NCBI's taxonomy places the organism in Eukaryota, Metazoa, Arthropoda, Insecta, Hymenoptera, Apidae. Bases 103 to 714 code for a protein of 203 amino acids. The record is from RefSeq and is a predicted model, not a curated record. Gene Ontology annotation, cellular component: small-subunit processome. The transcript has 5 exons.